This is a messenger RNA of Spizellomyces punctatus DAOM BR117, 743 nucleotides long. RefSeq lists its product as uncharacterized. The coding region runs from base 42 to 482 and encodes 146 amino acids. Gene Ontology annotation, molecular function: diaminohydroxyphosphoribosylaminopyrimidine deaminase activity. The transcript is spliced from 2 exons. NCBI's taxonomy places the organism in Eukaryota, Fungi, Chytridiomycota, Chytridiomycetes, Spizellomycetales, Spizellomycetaceae. The record is from RefSeq and is a predicted model, not a curated record.
AGGAGACGACAGUUUUUUGUUUUUGGCGGUAGAACGACCAAAUGUCCGCCUCCGACAUUCGAUUCAUGGAGAUGGCCAUUAGCCAGGCACAGCGAUCGGAACCAGUUCCGAGUGCGUACUGCGUAGGAGCUGUUCUGGUCAAGGAUAACAAAGUACUGGCUACUGGCUAUUCCCGCGAACUGCCUGGCAAUACACACGCAGAAGAAUGUUGCUUGCUCAAAUUGAGCAACAUGGCAGUGGCAGAAGGAGCAACCAUAUACACUACUAUGGAACCUUGUGGGGAACGCCUGUCCGGAAACACCCCAUGUGCUCACCGACUUGUCGAUGCAAAGGUAGCACGGGUUGUCAUGGGGGUCAAAGAACCUCCCAGCUUCAUCGCAGAAUGUCAGGGAAGUGCGCUGUUGAGAGAUAACGGGAUUACCGUUGACUACUUGGCCGGAUUCGAGGAGGCGUGCUUGGCGCCAAACAAGCAUGUCAUCUAGCUAACGAAGGAUAUGAAGUGGUGUAUCUCUCCAUUCCGACCCUUGCUGGCUUCCUUAUACAUUAAACUGUUGAGUAAAUAGUCUGUACAUAGAGCUCUGAUCGAGCUAGAUCCGUUAUUCUUACAAGCAGAAAGGUAAAAGCGAGCUACUGUCUCUAAGUCUCCAUAGCAAUACUAUCGGCAGAAGCACCUCGAUCCACAUCCAUACUUUCGCCAAAGGCGUUGAACAUAAACUGUUGUUGGUACUCCUUGAGAUCUAUAG